UUUUUGCAUUCAUUAUCGUAGAUCUUCCUUUGCUGUUAUUUCAGUGUUUGUUUGUUUUUGGAAUAAAAUAUUAAAUAAUUCAGAGUUCUAUGAAACCAAAAAUGUCUAGAUCUACAAGUAGAACUCAAACGAGGAAUAACCAUUCAAAAAAAAUAUCUCUCAAAGAAAUGAUGGCAUUGAGAAAGAAAGAAUUAGUUGAUGGCAAGCUGUCUGUCCCGGAUAGUGUUACUCCAGAUCCGUACGAGUUCUGUUAUAAAUAUCUAGAAGAUUUCAGAAGAGCAACAUUAGUAGGAACUGAGACUGAAGUUAUGUGCGAUCAUAAAAAUGAUUGGGACGAAAAACACCCGGAAAGUGCAGCUCGUUUGUCAGAAAUAAUAAAUAGGAUAGCUACUUUAUGUUUAUUGACCAGAUGUGAUGUUCUUGCUUUUGACAACAUUUGUUCUCAAUCAGAUGUACAACUGAUACAUUCCAACUUUUUGUUUGAAACAUUAAAGCGUGUAUCUAAAAUUCGGAAAACCGAUGAGAGAGAACAAGAAGCUACAAAAUUUGAUGGUGUCUACUUCUCUAAGGAUACUUUCAAAGCAGCAAUGAGGGCAUUGACAUGGACAAUAAAUGUAACAAAACUAGUAUGCCAAAAAAAAUACCAUAAUGGAUUUGCAAUUGUUCGUCCUCCGGGGCAUCAUGCAAGACACAAUGCAUUCGAAGGGUAUUGUUUUUUUAAUAAUGUUGCAAUAGCGGCACAAAAAUGCUUGAAAGAAAAGCUCUGUAAAAAAAUUAUGAUAGUAGACUUUGAUGUACAUCAUGGUGAUGGAAUUCAAGAAGCGUUUUAUAAUAGGAACGACGUUCUAUACUUUUCUAUGCAUCGCUAUGAGAAUGGAUCAUUCUGGCCAAAUCUUAGAGAAUCAAACUUUGAUUACAUAGGAAAAGAUGAGGGAAAAGGAUACAAUAUAAAUGUCCCAUUAAAUAAAGUAGGUGCUAGAGAUACAGACUAUUUGGCCAUCAUUUUCAAUCUUCUACUUCCAGUUGCAUAUGAGUUCCAUCCAGAUCUGAUCAUGAUUUCUGCGGGUUAUGAUGCUGCUAUUGGAUGUCCUGAAGGAGAAAUGCUACUUACUCCUGGCUUCUAUUCCCACAUUGUACAGCUUCUUUCUGGGGUAGCUGAUGGACAUAUAGUCAUGGUUCUUGAAGGAGGUUAUUUUAUUCCUUCCUUGAGUGAAAGUGCAGCUUUGUCUAUUAAAGGGUUGCUGACCGACCCCUGCCCAUUGCUUGAAGAAACUGGUUAUGUUCAAUCAAGCGUUGUUGAGACCAUCAAUAAUUGCAAAGGUGUACUCUUCAAUCACUGGAAUUGUUUCUCUGCCGUUCAGAGAUUCGAAUAUACUCCAGAAUAUAAGUUCAAUCCAUAUGAAGAGCAUAUUGUACGUGUUAAAUAUUUUGGAGAGGUUGAAAAACCUCCUUAUACAACAAGAGGCUAUUAUCCAGAGCACAGCCAGUUAGCUUACGAUGAUUUCUCUUCCUUCAUAUCAAGAUUCCAGAGUAAUGAAAAUAAUUACAAAUCUUACCAAGGAACUGGAUAUGCAUUUGAACCAAUUACGCUUUUACAUGCCCCAGAUAGAAAAUCUCAUUCUUACGAAGAUCCAGCAAGAUUAGUAAGAAUACUGGAAUUAAUGGAAGAAUCAGGGUUGUCUAAACGGUGCAUAGAAAUCAAGGUACCAAAAGAUCGAAAUGACUACGAGUAUUGUCUAAAAGUUCAUAAAGAAUGUUUUAUGGAAAAAUUGAUGUCCAAUUCUAUCAAAUCUUAUCAAGAUCUUUAUGUGAAUAAACACACUGCUAAAGCGGCGGAGACAUCUGUUAGUUUGUUACUUACCUUAGUCGAUGCUGUUAUUAAAGAAAAUGUAACAAAUGCGGCAGCUCUGAUACGUCCACCAGGACAUCACGCAACUGUUGAUAAAGCUCAAGGUUUCUGCUUCCUUAAUAAUGUUGCUAUUGCAGCAAAGUAUGCUAGAGAAAAAUAUAAUGUUCAAAGAAUACUCAUAGUUGACUUCGAUAUUCAUCAUGGCAAUGGUACACAAGAUAUUUACUAUAAUAGUAAUGAAGUUUUAUACAUCAGCAUUCAUAGAUUCGACAAUGGAAACUUUUAUCCUUUCAAGCCUUCAGCGGGAGCUAAGUUUGUUGGUCAUGGACCUGGAGAGGGUUUCAAUGUGAACAUUCCUUUCAGCAAUGAGCCAAUGGGUAAUAGUGAAUAUUUGGCAGCGUUCCUGAAUAUAAUUCUACCAAUCGGUUACGCAUUCAAGCCAGAAUUAGUGAUUGUUUCGGCUGGAUUUGACGCAGGCAUCAAUGAUCCUUUAGGAGGUUAUAAUGUUACACCCGAAAUGUAUGGGCAAUUCAUUUACCUCCUCAAACCCCUAGCCAAUGGAAAGAUUAUAGUUGCCUUGGAAGGUGGUUAUAAUGUAAAUACAACAGGUUACGGUAUGUUGAUGUGUAUAAAAGCUCUUAGAGGAGAAUCAGUGCCAACACCACCCGAUGUUUUCGACAAACCGAUCAAUAAACAUGCAGCACAAACUAUAAGAGAAGUUGUUGCCAUACAGCAGCAAUAUUGGCCAAGUUUAAACGUUAUGAAACGCAUAGCAGAUCAAGUUUUUCAUUGUCGGUACAAUAAAGAAUUCAAAGAAGAAAUGUACACGGCGGAUAAAUUUGAUCCUACUAAUGAAGAAUGUUGAUUGAUAACUGAUGUUACUUUUUUUUCAAAUUUUAAUACAAGAAGAAUGGGCAUUUCUAAAUUAAUUUGUUCAGUAAGUAUUUCAGUAUUGAACAAAGAAAAAAUACUUUGAAUUGAAUUGAAAGUUUUCAUGUUAUUAACUAGUUUAUAUGUAUUAUAAACAUCUCUAAGUUACAGAUGUUUUUUGCCAAUAGUAUUAAUUUGCCCAUUCUUCUUCUCGUUUUAACUUAUUUAUAUUUUAACUUAUUGAAUUUAAUGAAAUAUACAUUCCAUAGUUCAAAAUUUGAAAUAAGAAUUUCAAAAGUGCCUUAUGAUAAAAUGCUAAUAAUAUUUAAUAAACAUUGACAAUAUGUAAGGUUCCAGAGAUUGCUCAAAUUAUCUUAAUAUUUUUUUGUUCUACUUUUUCAUUGCAAUAUUUUCUGCUAGUCAAUUAAUGCCUCUGACUUUGGCUAAUUUGUGAGGAAUUCGGAAGAGCCUUUCAAUUAAAUCAGAUUUUGUUGCUUUGUUAUCAAGUCUUCUUACUAUGUUCAAAAAUAAAAAUUUUAAUCCA
Molecule: messenger RNA, 3263 nt
Organism: Harmonia axyridis
Lineage: Eukaryota; Metazoa; Arthropoda; Insecta; Coleoptera; Coccinellidae
Gene: HDAC6
Product: histone deacetylase 6
Exons: 12
Coding region: 90-2714 (874 amino acids)
Biological process (GO): chromatin organization
Cellular component (GO): histone deacetylase complex
Molecular function (GO): histone deacetylase activity
Source: RefSeq, a predicted model, not a curated record